UGCCCGCUGCAAGUGGUCAGACCGAAACGGCUGGGCUGUUGCUUUUAUAGCUGCGUAUUACGGGUUUUUACAAUCUGUUCAUGCAACAAAUAGUUCAUAGUUCUCCAUAUUGAUCAUAUUAGUAAGUAGCGUUGAGAACCGUGUAGCAGCAAACGAUCUAAAUGAUGUCAUCGUAUUACCAUACGGGGAAAGAUGUGGACAUGGCGGCGAUGACAGAACCGCUCUGCUUAGAAAGAGAUGUAUGCAGAGUGAUAGAAUUGUUGGAUCGACUGCAAAGGAGUGGAGAACUUCCCCCUCCUAAACUCCAGGCUCUGCAGAGAGUAUUACAAAGCAAAUUCUGUGCUGCCAUCAGAGAGGUGUACGAGCAACUUUAUGACACAUUGGACAUUGUAGGUGGGCCAGAUGUGCGAGCACAAGCCACUGCCAAGGCCACAGUAGCAGCAUUCGCAGCCAGUGAGGGCCACGCGCACCCAAGAGUGGUGGAACUCCCUAAGACCGAUGAGGGACUUGGUUUCAAUAUCAUGGGGGGAAAAGAACAAAACUCUCCCAUCUACAUCUCCAGAGUCAUCCCAGGUGGCGUUGCUGACCGGCAAGGAGGUCUGAAGAGGGGAGAUCAGCUGCUGUCUGUUAAUGGAGUGAGUGUAGAGGGAGAGCAUCACGAGAAAGCCGUUGAGCUGCUAAAGGCAGCACAGGGUUCAGUAAAGCUAGUGGUGCGUUACACCCCUAAAGUCCUUGAGGAGAUGGAAGCCAGGUUUGAGAAGAUGAGAAGUGCCAGGAGACGACAGCAACAUACCAGCUACUCGUCUUUGGAGUCCAGGGGUUAACCAAUCUUACCUGCAGACUGGUCUGCUGAUCCAUUCUCCCAACUUUUCUGCUCCUGUAGGAUGACAGAAGACCCAGAGGAGAUCUGUGUAGACUACCCUUAGAUAUGUUAUUUAUUUGUUAGUGGAAUGAUCUGGAAAAUGUAGACCUCAAAUAUAUUAUUUUCCCUGGUUGUGUGCAGGGAAAGUCUGCAUUGUGCAUCUGGUCCGUCUGAGUCAAAAUUUCUGUAUUAUUCUUAUGUGGAACCUGCACCCUGUGAUAUGCUGGGAGAUGGGGGUAUUAUGUGUCUGUGAGCACAGAAGAGAGCUAUGUAGGUUGUUAUCUUUUAUUGUAGGAUGUUGUUAUUGAACUAAUUGGCAUGGUGGUUCCUGCUUAGACCAUUGUUUAUUCAUUCACUCUUUUUUUGAAUUUGUGUUGAAUCUAUGCAUCCUGUUUAUUUAAGUAUUCAUUUGUUGUAUGCUAUUUGUGAAUUAUGUCAAGAGUACAGAAACACUGUUAAUGCAAACUUAACAGAAUUGCUCUGUACUUAAAGGGAUA
Paramisgurnus dabryanus is the source of this 1359-nucleotide messenger RNA. It is a transcript of the gene lin7b, whose product is annotated as lin-7 homolog B (C. elegans). The record is from RefSeq and is a predicted model, not a curated record. Gene Ontology annotation, molecular function: protein binding. NCBI's taxonomy places the organism in Eukaryota, Metazoa, Chordata, Actinopteri, Cypriniformes, Cobitidae.